AUGUCGUCCUCCGCCAACGCGCAAGUCUUCGCGGGCUACACUAAACACAAUUCCAUACCCAGGUCGGAGACGCGCGAGGCUAUUCGCGCCCUGAUCCGUGACGCAUAUCCCGAGUACUAUGUAGACGAACGCAAAAUCUCCCUGCGCGAAUUCGCCGCGAGCGGACGUGCGGAUAUCCAUCUCGAUGCGUCCGACGAAGCGUUCAGCGGGACGCGAGAUUGGAGCGCGGUGGGCGAGGGCAUGCAGCGCAAGAUGAACGCCGGGGAGGCAAGGGAUGAAUUUAGAUUUGCUCGUUGGCGUGCUGACGACAUGUUCAGAUUCCAGUAUAAAUUCAACGGCGACGAGUUUAUCGUGUACUACCUGACGUACCAAGACGUGUUCAAGUCGCCGGAUCGCGCGUUUUUCAUCCUGUAUCCUCGCGGGGGGGAGUUGGGCGCGAGUUCGACGUGCCCGCCGCAGACGGAUGCGCUGGUCCUGGCAGCGGGGAAGUGGACGUCUCAACUGCACGAGGAGAUAUUUGUGUUUGACGAUGGGCGCUGGGAGAAGUCGCGCGAGCUCUUUCGGUCUGUGGAUGGGUCGUCGUGGACGGAUGUUAUCCUCGACCCAGACAUGAAGAAAGGCCUGAUUGAAGACGUCCAGGGUUUUUUCGACACACAGGCGGUGUACAAGGAAUUCGCGGUGCCAUGGAAGCGUGGAGUUAUUCUGCAUGGUGUGCCGGGAAACGGCAAGACGGUAUCCAUCAAAGCUUUGAUGCACGCGCUCAACCAACGACCAGAGCCCAUCUCCAGCCUGUACGUGAAGAGUUUCCAAACCAACUGCGGGACAGAGCAAGAGUCGAUCAAGGACAUCUUCAUCAUGGCGAGGAGCAUGGCGCCGUGUCUGCUUGUGUUUGAAGAUCUGGAUAGUUUGGUGCAUGAUAAGGUGCGGAGUUACUUCUUGAACGAGGUUGAUGGGUUGGAGAGUAACGAUGGGAUUCUAAUGAUCGGCUCUACGAAUCAUCUGGACAAAUUGGAUCCGGCGAUUAGCAAGCGGCCAAGUCGGUUUGAUCGGAAGUACCAUUUCAAGCUCCCGGAGGUGCGCGAGAGGACGGCGUACGCCAUGUACUGGCGCAACAAGCUGAUGAAGAACAACACGGUUGAUUAUCCCGAGGAAGUUGCGGGUCUGAUCGCGCAACUGACUGAGGGAUUCAGUUUCGCGUACAUGAAAGAGCUGUUCGUCAUGGCCUUGCUCAGUCUCGUGCGCGGCAUCAAGGUCGGCGAUGACUUCGAGAUGGUUAGCGAGGACGAUGCGAAAUCGCCGCCACGCGAGGAGACGCCUACGCCUGCGCCCGAAGUCUGCACGUGUGCGGCGAUAUGUAAAGACUGUAAAAAGCCUUUGCCCACGGAGGCUGCCAAGGAGGCUGAUGAAGCGGUCGAGGCCAAACAAGAAGCGGGAGUCAACAAGCUGGUCAUGCCGACUGUUGAGAUCCCGGAACACUUGCAAGACAACCUCUUGUUGAAGGUUAUCAAACACCAAAUCCGGAUCCUGCACGCUGAGAUGGACAAUUCGAACGACAGUGAUAGCAAGAAGAAUACGGAAUCAUGUAGCGAGUGCUGA
Messenger RNA from Parastagonospora nodorum SN15, 1596 nucleotides. RefSeq lists its product as hypothetical. The record is from RefSeq and is a predicted model, not a curated record. Gene Ontology annotation, biological process: protein import into peroxisome matrix. The transcript has 2 exons. The coding region runs from base 1 to 1596 and encodes 531 amino acids. Lineage: Eukaryota; Fungi; Ascomycota; Dothideomycetes; Pleosporales; Phaeosphaeriaceae. Gene Ontology annotation, cellular component: peroxisomal membrane; cytosol. Gene Ontology annotation, molecular function: ATP binding; ATP hydrolysis activity.